This is a messenger RNA of Brienomyrus brachyistius, 4138 nucleotides long. RefSeq names its product potassium/sodium hyperpolarization-activated cyclic nucleotide-gated channel 2-like. The transcript is spliced from 8 exons. Gene Ontology annotation, biological process: transmembrane transport; potassium ion transport. Gene Ontology annotation, molecular function: voltage-gated potassium channel activity. Gene Ontology annotation, cellular component: membrane. Lineage: Eukaryota; Metazoa; Chordata; Actinopteri; Osteoglossiformes; Mormyridae. The record is from RefSeq and is a predicted model, not a curated record. The coding region runs from base 382 to 3261 and encodes 959 amino acids.
ACCGCCGUCCAGGAGGAAGCAGCAGCAGCAGCAGACAGCGAGGCGGAGCUAAAAGUCCAGCAACAGCGUGUAGGUCGGACUGGUGUAAGCGGCGGCUGUGGUGUGAAGAUCAAGGAUCUUACGCCGGGAGGGGGAGCCGCGUCAGUGACAUGGAAGCGCUCAAACAGCAGCGAUCAGCCCUGCCCCUCGCAAGGCGAGCAGUCUGCGCCUUCUGCUGCCACAGGCACCACGAUCUCGGCCGUGGCUGCUCAGGAGGAUGCUGAUGGUCGCGGCGCCUCAAAGGCAGGGGGCGAAGGGGAGGCGGCGUCAGGGGUAGCGGCGAGCGGCGUGGCCACUGGCUCGGCAGGUGGAGGUAGCGACGCCACGGCUACCGUCACAGGCAUGAAAUGCAACACAAACGGCGACUGCAGGAGAGAUCCGUCCUCUAAAGGGAGCCUGUCUUCAAUAGUCUCUAAACAGGAGAAGCAGGGUGCGGGGAUAACUGGAGCCGAGGACGGGAAAAGGCGGAGCGGCUGCAAUUCUACAACCGCCAGUAUGGACGGCUCGACCACCCCUGCCGGCUCAUUGGCACAGGGGCAGGGGGGCGAGACGGCGAACCCCGGUGCCACCGGUGUCGUCGAAAAGAAGGACUCCCGAGUUUCCUUCUCCAAUGCGCCCAGCAGGAAAUCAUCCUCCUCUGUGCUGGGCGCCGGUCAGACCCAGAACCAGCAGACCCGGAAUUCAGUGACAUUCCUUAAAUCUGAGGAUGGACCGCAGAUCCUGCCGGAGGAUGGGGAGCUGCGGGACAACCAGACGUUCAUGCAGCGCCAGUUCAGCUCCAUGCUGCAGCCGGGAGUUAAUAAAUUCUCCUUGCGUAUGUUUGGGAGCCAAAAAGCGGUAGAAAGAGAACAGGAGCGAGUUAAAUCGGCAGGCAACUGGAUUAUCCACCCCUACAGUGAUUUCAGGUUCUAUUGGGAUUUCACAAUGCUCAUGUUUAUGGUGGGCAACUUAAUCAUCAUUCCCGUGGGCAUCACAUUUUUCAAGGACGAAACCACCACACCGUGGAUUAUUUUCAACGUGGUAUCAGACACCUUCUUCCUCAUGGACCUGGUGCUCAACUUCCGCACCGGCAUUGUCAUCGAGGACAACACAGAAAUUAUCCUUGACCCGGAGAAGAUCAAAAAGAAGUACCUGAAGACGUGGUUUGUGGUGGACUUUGUCUCCUCCAUCCCUGUGGAUUAUAUCUUUCUCAUUGUGGAGAAGGGCAUCGACUCUGAGGUGUAUAAGACGGCUCGCGCCCUGCGGAUCGUGCGCUUCACCAAGAUCCUCAGUCUUCUGAGACUCCUGCGACUCUCCCGACUCAUUCGCUACAUCCACCAAUGGGAGGAAAUCUUCCACAUGACCUACGACCUGGCCAGUGCAGUCAUGCGCAUCUUCAACCUGAUCGGCAUGAUGCUGCUGCUGUGCCACUGGGAUGGCUGCCUGCAGUUCCUGGUGCCCAUGCUGCAGGACUUCCCCUCCGACUGCUGGGUGUCGCUCAACAAGAUGGUGAAUGACUCCUGGAGUGAGCUGUAUUCCUUCGCCCUCUUCAAGGCCAUGAGUCACAUGCUUUGCAUCGGCUAUGGGCGGCAGGCGCCGGAAAGCAUGUCUGACAUCUGGCUGACUAUGCUCAGUAUGAUCGUGGGCGCCACCUGCUACGCUAUGUUCAUCGGCCACGCCACCGCACUCAUCCAGUCCCUGGACUCGUCACGGCGCCAGUACCAGGAGAAGUACAAGCAAGUGGAGCAGUACAUGUCCUUCCACAAGCUGCCGGCUGACUUCCGACAAAAAAUCCACGACUACUACGAGCACCGAUACCAGGGCAAGAUGUUUGAUGAGGAGAGCAUCCUGGAGGAGCUUAACGAACCGCUGCGGGAGGAAAUUGUGAACUUCAACUGCCGCAAGCUGGUGGCCUCCAUGCCGUUGUUCGCCAACGCGGACCCCAACUUCGUGACGGCCAUGCUGACCAAGCUGCGCUUCGAGGUCUUCCAGCCCGGCGACUACAUCAUCCGCGAGGGUACCAUUGGCAAGAAGAUGUACUUCAUCCAGCAUGGGGUGUUGAGCGUGCUCACCAAGGGCACCAUGGGAAUGAAGCUUUCAGAUGGAUCCUACUUUGGAGAGAUCUGCCUGCUGACCCGUGGCAGACGCACCGCCAGCGUCCGUGCCGACACUUACUGCCGGCUGUACUCCCUCUCAGUGGACAACUUUAACGAGGUUCUGGAGGAGUAUCCCAUGAUGAGGAGAGCUUUCGAGACCGUGGCCAUCGACCGACUCGAUCGCAUCGGGAAGAAGAAUUCCAUCCUCAUGCACAAGGUCCAGCACGACCUCAACUCUGGCGUCUUCAACAACCGUGAGAACGAGAUGAUCCAGGAGAUCGUGAAGUACGACCGGGAGAUGGUGCAGCCGGUGGACCAGCCACGUGCCAUGUCACUGACGCCACCCAUGCAUGGGGGCAUCUUCGCCCCGCCAGGCCCUUCGCAGGCCCCCUCGGCCAUCGCCACGCUACAGCAGGCCGUGGCCUUAAGCUUUUGCCCCCAGGUGGCCAGCCCGCUGGUGGGCCCCAUGGCGCUACAGUCGCCCAGGAUGGUGCGCCGCUUCCAGGUGGUGCAGAGCCUGUCCAGCCCAGUCUCGGUGUCCCCACUCCAGGCCCAGCAGGCUGUCCAGCCUCAGGCCUCUGGCGGGGCCUUUGCCUCAGCCAUCUCGAGCCCCCCCGUCCAGAGCCCGCUCGCCACCGGGGCGCGAACUUUCCAGUAUGGAUCCAGUCCCAUGGGGGCCUCUUCUGGCUCUCAGCUUUCCCUAGUCCAGCAGCGGGCCCCCAGCCCAACACAGCGGCCUGCCACGCACAAGAGCACCCACUCGUUGCACAGCAGCAGUUUGAGCCAAGAUGCCCGCGCUCUGUCGGCAUCGCAGCCCUCCCUGCCACACGAGGGCGCUCCACCGGCAGGCCCCAGCCUGCCGCAGUCCACCCGCGUCUCCUCCACAUCCAUCGGGCCUCCCCAGACCCACCCUGGAACAUCAGGGGCUUCGGGGUACAGGGGUGCGGUGCCACAGAGGGUAAUGCUCCCCCAUCAGAUGUCGAUGGGCUCCUUCCCUUCCUCGUCCCUCGCUGGCGUGUCGCCUGGGGUCGGGGCGGCCGCCGCUGUCGGAGUAGGCCAGCUGGACUCUGGGGCACCGAAGAAAGAUUCCAUAGUCAGUCUCCCUGAAACGGACUCCAUCAGAUCCAGGCUCUCCUCCAACUUGUGACACGGAAGAGUCCCGUGUGCUGAGGAGCCGUGUUUUGUGAGCUGCCAGGGUCCUGGUCCUCGUCCCACGUCUCCCUCUCCCUGUCAGUCCCCGAUUCUCACAACAAGAAUGUAUAACGAGUGACUGGUGACAAUGCAAAGAGGGAACUUGUACCUAACAAUUUAGAAUGGAGUAGUGGAAUAUUUGUACUCUACACGCGUAUAAUAUAAACCCACGUAAAUGAAUAGCUGUAGCACCUGCUCAUAUCCUGCCUUCGACGCCUCCUUCGUUUGCUUUCGUUACUGUAAAAAAAAUAAAAAUGUAUAAGUCACACACUGUAUAAAAUCCAAACAAUGCAAACUAGCGAGAGCUGGAACAAAAGAGAAAAUCAGGGACCCUCUUCGGAUGACAAUUAUGAAGUUUAACGCUUUGCGAAAGUGUUUUUUGUGUAUGAAAUUGCUAUAUAACUAGGUGUUCUACUUAUGAAGCUGUUAUAUUAGUAUUGUUUUAGAAAAAAAGAAAAUGAUAAAAAAAGCUUAUAGUAUUCUAGACCGCUGGUCGAUCUUAAAUGAACAUGUAAAAAUGAGAAGUGUCAAAGCGCGUUUCUGGCAGUUUGAUCUACGUUGUAAUUUCUUCAGACCAAAGUUGAUCUUUAACACAAUGGUGAUGUGUGUCUGUGUAAACGGGAGAAACAACUAAAAACAAAAACAGUCCUGAAAAUAUAAAACGAGAUCCAUUUAACUGCCUUGAUUCCUACUUUAAAAGCCAUAAUUACUCUAACCCUAUGCGUUUAAUAUGAUUUUUCCAUCCAUAACUUGUUCCCCCCUCAUAACUUGAUUAAUUUUUUUUCCUCCCGAUCCCAUUUCUCAUGGUUUUUAUGAAGAAAUGAUGCAAACAU